This is a messenger RNA of Osmerus eperlanus (European smelt), 3452 nucleotides long. RefSeq names its product interactor protein for cytohesin exchange factors 1-like. The transcript has 11 exons. NCBI's taxonomy places the organism in Eukaryota, Metazoa, Chordata, Actinopteri, Osmeriformes, Osmeridae. The record is from RefSeq and is a predicted model, not a curated record. The coding region runs from base 1276 to 2661 and encodes 461 amino acids.
UGGCCCUGCUCCCCCUUGCCUAGUGUGAGAUGGACACAAAGAAUAGCUUCUCUGUGUCUACCAGUGAGAGCCUCCUUGCUCCAGAGCAAGACCCAGGGGCAAUAUUAGCUAAGUGCCGUGACAAUUCCCAGCAUGGAACGUGAUGGGAGACUUAGCCUACAAUUGUGUGACCAAUCCACAUUCUCAUGAAGACUACGGGGCUCCCACAUGAGCUGUGGUGAGAUUACCUCAUUUCCCCUGAGAGAAGUCUUUGCAUGUACCUAAAACACAGUCUGUUAAAUCUUUUGUAAUGUGACAUGCAGAGUCUUUUGUUUUAGAAAGAAUGAGGAGACCAGAAACAGCAUUGAGUGUGAAGCUUCUGAUUCCUUCGAUAUAUCCAUGUGAAAAGGCAAUGCCCUGUUUUAUUGUUUUUGGUGUGGACAAUAGGUUUACUUGAUAUGCAUAUGAGAGAGGGAAUGGGGUAAGAAUAGGAGAUGGAAACAAACCAGAAAUGGAGAGAAUGAGAAAGUCAGGAAAGAAGGACAGGGAAAGUAUAUCGCUAUGGGAUUCAUGUGAUAUGAAAAGCCCGGUGAGAAGCCUUCCUUCCCAGCUCCAAGAUUCAGGAAUGUGCCUGGUUACCACAAACUGUCCCAGCACAGGGAGAGCCUGCCACAUCCGAUUCACGAUGCAGAUAGCUGCUGCCCUGCUUACACACACAACCUGCAGCCCCAGAGCACUCAUGCACAGACUGUGUUAUGGCUAGAACUACAGCUCCCCACAGUAGAAGCGGAGGGGUGUUGAUAGCCAUGCCGCAGGCUCCGAUUUCUCAAAUUUCCUCUCAGAAAGCCAUAAGUGGGCCUACAGGACUCUCACAUUGAUGUGAACAUAAUUUCUUCUUUCGUCUAUUUCGUCUAUCCCGAAGCACCUCCGUAUCAAUAUAUUUUGUAAACUAUAUCACUGUAUUAAUGGGUUUAGCAGAUUGGAAUAUUUUCCUGGUAAUGGAAAUGUUAUUGAAAUUGUUUGCACAGAUGAUUGGUCGAAGUUGCCACGGUGGGAGAAAUAACUCACAAACUUAAUUAGAUUUUAACGUGUGGAACGUUCAGAUUGGCUGAAGUAGGUUUUAGGCGGUGCGAAAGUGACAUCUUGUGGCCAGUACAAUUUGCCACAAAAAAUCGUUAUCAUUAUUUGAGAAAUUGUGAUUACAUACUGUAUGAUACAUAACACCGUAACAGAAACUGAUACGAAGUGUCGCUCCAAUGCCACUGCCUGAGUCACUCCCCAGGGAAGUUCUUGUUUAUGGUGUUGCAGCCAAACGUCAUGUUUACUAAAGUUUUGGAUAACCUACGCCAAUGCAUUUCCGUCAAAAUCGGCGUUUUCAGAACUUGGUUGCAGGCUUCCUUCCCCAUAUCUCUGGCUCCCUCUAUGGCUACUGAUGACUACAAUCCCGUUUCCCUGAGACAGAAGUCCAGAAGGAAAGCCAGAGGAGGCAAUGUGACAAUGAGCAGGAGAAGGAUCUCGGUCAAAGAGCUGGGCCAGCCCGACCACCAGGGUUGGCUCUACAGAAAGAAGGAGGGCAAAGGCUUUCUAGGCUUGAAAUGGAAGAAGUACUGGUUUGUCCUGAAGAAGACAUCUCUGUACUGGUACUCCAGCCAGCUGGCAGAGAAAGCAGAAGGAUACAUCAACCUCACAGACUUCAUGAUAGACAGAGCUAUGGAGUGCAAAAAGAAAUAUGCCAUCAAAGCCUGUCACCCACAAGUCAUGAUGUUUUACUUUGCUGCAGAGAGCAAUGAGGACAUGAAUAUUUGGUUGAAUAAGCUUGGACUUGCUUCAAUUCAGUAUGAGUCAACAGAGAGCAACACUGCUGCUGAGUGUUACAGCGAGGCCAGUGAUCACGAGGAGGCUGAGACAACGGAAGCCCCCCCACCCCCCUACUCUGAGGAGAUGAGUCAUCAAUCUAUGGAUGUGGGUGUUUCGUCUGGCCAGGGCACUCUCCCUCCUCCUUACUCCUCCCCCCUUCCCAGUGAAGCCAAUGGCUCCCUCUCCUCACCUGUAAGCACCAUGACAUCGCAGAGCUCCGCCUCCUCGCUGGCCAAGCACCGGCAGUCAUGGCUGGACCUUGUUUCGCAGGCCUCCCCUGUUGCCGGGGAAACGCUGGUGUGUUCGGUCGAGGUCCACAGACAUGGCCCUCCACAUGAGGAAGAAGAAGAGGAGCCUCUGGAGAAUGCAGCCAGCGAAGACCCUGCCAUUCCCGAGGGUCAGACUCAGGUGCCAGCACUGAAUUCAGGAGAAGAGUGUGAAACCAACUCAGAUGAGAUGGAGAGACUCUACAUCCAUCUCAAACAGGCCAGUCUCUCCCCAAUUGGAGAACGCAAACCAUCCACCAAGAGGGACUUCAGAGCCUCGUUUAUAAAGCGUUGCAAGAACCAGACCAUUAACGACAAACUGCACGUCAUCAGAACACUGAACAGCACACUCAAGUCUAAGGAAGCAGACUUGCAGACACUUGAGCAGGUGCUUGCGGACCCUGAACUGACAUCAGACAGAUUCAGGGAGUGGAAAGAGGCCAACAACCCCUUGUUGCAGGAUAUAUGUCAAAGCCAUGGCCCCCAGAGGGCAGCAGAGGAACAUGCUCCAGCAGCAGCAGCCGCCAUUUAUGUCCCAGUGGUGGAGACCAGUUUAUAAAGACUGUUAGAAACCAUAAAGAUCGUCAGACUCACUGCCAUAAUCUGCCUGGACCCAGCACUAAGGUCCUGAAGUUGACACAUAUGUGGACAGUUGAUCUAUAUGAGCCUAUUUUCCCCUUAGCUGAGAUGGUGCAAGCAUUUUGGUGUAUUAAUUUAUGUUUGAGUAUUAUUUUUUACUGUUGAGAUAUAAAAAAUGUUUAGUAAGAUACACAAAUGUUUUCAGGCUGUAUUGACACAUUUUUUAUCUGAAGAAUAUGAAUUCCUUUGAUAUUUUGAAUUGUUGGACAUAUUGGGAAUAUGUAUCCAUCAUUCACUCCAUUUGAAAACACUUUUUGUUCUGUAGAGUAAGUGUUUUAGUACUAGAAAUAACAGCGUUGAACAAGGUUCUGACUUUGUAUGUUUAUAUUAACACCUCAGACGAGCACUACCACCUUAUGACUUAUGUAGCUACGAUUCUCUUUGGAAGUACCCUGGCUUUAACUUGAUGUGUCCACGUGUUACCAUUCAGGACAGCUGGUGAUAUCUACAUUUAUAGAUGUUUCAUGCAGCAAAUACCAGUUAUAUGGACAAGAUUGCAAGUUGCCUGUCUAGUAUAAUCGAAUAAUGAAGCCUGGGUAUGUUUUAGCUUUGAUGAAUCUUCUACAUUGUUUUAGCAUUGUAAAUAACAUUGUAAAUAAUUGUAAAGUGUGAUGUAGCCUGUUACAACGAUUCUGUUUAAAUGUUUAUACUGCGGGCUCUGUCAGUGUCUGUAAUUAGAGAGUAAUAAAGGAAUGCAUUUAUGCAUAAAAU